AGAGCGAAUUAUGUUUGCGUAUACCUCCUGGCAGGCUGUGGAGUACGUCCCUCAGGGAGCCGUAUCCGUGGGGGCGAGGAAGCCACACCGCAUUCAUGGCCCUGGCAGGCCUCUCUUCGUUACGAUGGGGAACAUAUUUGUGGGGCAUCUCUUGUUACUCCGGAGUGGCUUGUCACGGCAGCUCAUUGUGUGUCCACUGAUCUCAAUGCUGGAAAGUACCAAAUUGUUUUGGGUAAGCCUUAAUUUAGAAGUCUUUCCGUUUCUGGGAGGUUACAGCACUUUUUUGUCGAAAGUACCGAUAGUCCCAGCCUAAAGCUAAAUAUUAAAACCGAGAGCUAAAUUAAACUUAAUGAACGCGCGGGAUCUAACUGACAAAACCAGUUCAUUAUGUUUUGUUGACCAUGUGAAAAUAUGGCCGAGUCUAGCCUGAUGACUAGGUGUUAUCGACUCUUGUCACCGUUUCUUUCAUAUUGCUCAAGGACAUUCAAGACAGUCUUGGAUUCUGGAUUCCGCGCCAUGGAUCCCGGAUUCCAGCUACUGGAUUUCGGACUCUUUGUCAGUAAAACUUGGAUUCCAGAUUCCUUGAGAUGUAAUUCCGGAUUCCAAAGCCCAGGAUCCCGGAUUCCACAAGCAAAUUUUUCCCUGAUUCCAGAUUUCACAAACAAAAAAAUCCCCUGCUCUGGAAUCCGGAUUCUAUUACAUAAGGCUGCUCUUGCCACAGACUGCGCGCCGAGAGAACGUGUGUUAAACAGCUAGGGAUGGGCGGAUUCGUAGUCAUUUUUUUUGUAGAGUGUAUCUUAUUCGUAAUGACAUAUUUUUAGGAGCUCACGAUAAGAAAAACGAUGGGGAAGUUUAUGAUGUUUCUAAAGUGGAAAUGCAUGAAGAUUAUAGCUCUUGGGCCGGGAUGAAGCAUGACGUAGCAGUCGUGAAGCUCUCGCGGCCGGCAAAACUUGGUAAAAAGAUCAGCACUGUUUGCCUUCCAUCUCAAGGGUCACGUGUCAAGAUUGGAACACAAUGUUAUGUAACGGGUAAGUACUGGAUGACGUAUGGGAGACUUGUUAGUGACGUCUGAUUGUUUACCUUCCGCCAGAUCACUAUAGCCUACACAGCAGGCGGUUUUUGGCGGCGUGUUUUUCCUUUGUGGUUUGUACCGUAAGAGGCAAGGCCGAGCGAAAGCCAAACACAGUUCAAACGAGAAAACAAUUGGGGAGGGGGCGAGUGGUAAAGGUCAGUGAGCCUUUUAGUUCUCUAGCCUCCUCUCCCUUCAUUUUCUCGUUUGACCUCUUACUUUCAGAAACCACGAAUCAUGCGUAUCAGAAUUGACUUCAAGAGUUAAAAGAGCUCGUUUAACUUAUUACUCUGUGACAUCAGCAGAGUAAAUAUCAGCCAAAGAAAACAAAACAAAAAAAUUGAGCGACAACAGUUGUGAAUAAGCCACUACGUACACUUUUUGCAAAGCAUCGAGUUUUUUUACUCUCAUCGCACAAAAAGAUCAGUCUGUAAUAUAAAACUGAGAUUCUCACCGAAAUGUUAUCAUACUUUUUUCUUUAUUUAUUCAGAAGUAACAUCACUGAACUCGAUGAGAAAAUGAGGCGCAUAUACUUGCGAGAAAACAAAGUUUUAAUUUGCCAACAAGGAUAUCGAAGGCGUGGAGAACGUCUUAACGACAAUGUCACCGCGAGGCAAAACAAUGCCUCGGACGUUCGCACGUGCUUUUUGAAUUUAGUACAUUUCUUGACUAAUCUUUGCAAAACAACCUUCCAAAAUACAAUUUAAAGGUUUUUAUUGUAGAGAACACAAAGACAUGAAUCAAGAUUAAUUUGCUUCCACUGACGUGUACAGCAUCCGUGCAACUAUAUGGAGCGAAAGAAAGUUUUUACGUAGAAAAAAAAUUUAACUCGCUCCCACAGGAUUGGUUUGGGACAGCAAUAUGGUCGCCGUAUAAUUGUAUUUGGAACACAAAUAUGGCCGCCGUUAGCGUCAUGUGAAAACGCUCUGUGGUUUCAAACUUUAAGAGUAUACUUCAUGAAACGAUAUUUUCCUUGGCUUUGAAUUCGCAUUUACUAUAAAACUAUGUACAAACAUUAACCAUAAAAGACUGCAAAGGACCGCAAACGAAUAUGCCGAAGAACGUAGGAUUUAUAAAGACCUGAUCAGCAAAAAUAAUAAUGUAGACAUAUUAAAUUCUGCAAGCAGAAUACUGCAAUGCUGAUCGUAGUACGUCGUAUUGAUGUCUUGCAGAGUUAAUUUUCACGUAGUACGAUCAGCAUUGCAGUAUUCUGCUUGCAGAAUUUAAUAUGUCUAUAAAAUUUUAUUUUCAUUUUUUUAAAGACAUAAUUGUAAACAACAAACCUUAUACUAUUUCCGUUCACUGACAAGGUUGGGGUAGAACAAGACCAAUCAUAGCUUCCAUAACUGCCGCGCGUUUGAAGCAAGCCAAGGCUCCUCCGGCCACAUUCAACGACUGCAAGACACAGCUUGGCCAGCGAGUGGAUGAUGACGUUAUGGUUUGUGUAGGAGGCAAGGGAAGUAGCCCGUGCCAUGGGGACAGCGGCGGCCCCCUAUCUUGCUUAGAAAAUGGGCGUUGGAUCCUUCGCGGCUCUGCCUCGUGGGUCAGCAGUUUUCUUUGCCGCAAGAGAAAGUACUCUGUGUAUGCCCGUGUGAGCUCUUAUAUAGACUGGAUCAAUGAGCGGAUUCAAGGCUGA
Messenger RNA from Porites lobata, 2705 nucleotides. Lineage: Eukaryota; Metazoa; Cnidaria; Anthozoa; Scleractinia; Poritidae. The record is from the annotation of a GenBank genome assembly.